Molecule: messenger RNA, 1538 nt
Organism: Phycodurus eques (leafy seadragon)
Lineage: Eukaryota; Metazoa; Chordata; Actinopteri; Syngnathiformes; Syngnathidae
Gene: eva1bb
Product: eva-1 homolog Bb (C. elegans)
Exons: 3
Coding region: 428-916 (162 amino acids)
Source: RefSeq, a predicted model, not a curated record
UUGCGAGCAGCAGUGAGUGGCGACAUCACCUCACCCUGUUCAGUAGGGGACAGCAACUUGGAAGUGAGUGUGGUUUGCUUUGCGUCUGUUUUUGCCUGCAGUGAAUGCACGAGGGUUAAUUUUUAAGGCGAAGAAAGGACUUCAUUUUCAUCAGGGGUGUAAGUGGCUGGGUGUCGUCCCACUGAAGAUGAGGGGGAGUGGAUGUUAGGACUCCUGGAGCAGCAACAUCAUCUCCUCUUUCCUGGUGGCUGCCGUCUGCGGGGGAACAAUGACAUCUCACUCUUUGCACAUGUGGACUCCUACAUCUUCAGUUGACCUUUAGUAGGAGAGCGCCCACGUUCAUCUGGCACCACGGAGCCGAGGGUCCCGGAGUUCACAGCAUAAAGAAAGACCCUGGAGAUGCUAGAAACUUCAAGCUCCAACCAAGAUGGAGCCAAUUAGAAAAGACAUGGAGCUGCUCAGUAACAGCAUGGCAACAUACGCUCACAUCAAAGCCAACCCAGAGAGCUUUGCCCUCUACUUCAUGAUGGGCGUCUGUUUUGGUCUGCUCAUGGCGCUGUGCCUCUUGGUGGCCGGCAUCACCUGCAGGUCUCGCCGCCGCAUCGGCAGGCCAGCUUCAUCACCUGAGAGGAGGCAGCUGAAAGAGUCCAGCGAGGAGGAGGAGGUGGAGGACGAGAGCAUAGCGGAGGAAGAGGAGGAACAGAGCCACAAAAUGACUCUUGUGCCGAUGGACGAGCGCAGCACCAAGUCCAACGGCACACUGAAGAGCGUCAAUGUGUUUGCCUCGGUCGAAGAGCUGGAGAAGGCCCGACGUCUGGAGGAGAGGGAGCGUAUCAUCAGGGAGAUAUGGAGGAACGGACAGCCCGACAUCCUGGUCACCGGGACCGGAACAAUUGGACGGGUCCAUUACCACUAGUGUCCUACACCUAAAUCCGAACAAUAGAAUGCUGCAGAUGUGAACAUAAAAGUGAGCACUUUUUUGUUCACUUUGACCAUGAUGACCAGGGGGUGGAGCCUGAGCCCUGCCGAAGCCCAGAGUGUGGGGAGCAAUAAAUGUGUUAUUAUUAAUGCAGGUAGCACUGCAACACACACACACACACACCACCUCUACAACUUCACCAAGCAAUAAAGUAUGCGCCCAUUAUCAGAAACUAAUGCUUAACUAAUGCUAAUCUAUGCAUCCACCAAAACUUAAUGCAGCUCUCUAUAUACCUUUUGGCUUUGACUUAAUACCAGGGUGGGGGCGGGGGUCACACCAAUGGUAGAUGUGGCUGUUUCUGUAUGAAAGUGCCUCUGCAUGAUAGUGUUUCAGCAAGUGUAGUCACUUGAAAGUGGCUCUGAAUCUUCACCCAGCCUUGCUGAUCAUAUCAUGGGCAGAGAAUCUCGGGCCACAGCCCGAUUGUGUAAAUCAGGAAGACUGAUGAUAAUUUAACAUCAUAUGCUGUUCUGUGGCUAUUUUCAUGGUUAUAUUAACCUCAUUGUGUUACACCGUCGUCUAUCAUAAUGUCCGUAGUCCCAAAUAAAGCAAUGUUUUGUUU